AAUUUAAAAUAUUUAAAUUUGUGCCCAGAUUAUACGCGAUUGUCUUUAUUAAUCAAAGGCUGGUUUGAGUGUGGUCUCUACUUUGUUGCUAAAGCCGAAAAUGUCUCACGAAGUUGAGAGAAACUGAUCUGGGUUGAUUAGCUUUGUCUCUUUGGGCUGAACUAGCAGGGAAGAAGCAUUUUGGGUAAACAUGUUCACAUGUAACUAAACCCCGUCUGUUUCCGUUACUUUAUAUCUUCGUGAAUUAACCACCUCCGUGUCCGUUCCAGGAACCUGAAAUGAUGUCUUAAGACUACUUUACAUGUCUGACCAACAGUCUGAAAUCCCAAACGUUUUAAUUUACAACAAAGUCUGGAGUCAUGCUGCCGCUGAAGGAGAAGGACAAACCCAUCGUCCAGAAGCUGCUGUCGGCCGGCUGCUGCGCUCGCUGCGUCCUCAGGUUCUGCUGUGUGAGUGUUCAGGCUGCCUACCGACAACCGCAACAGGAUACGCUCAAGGAACUUCAAGCUUUCAUCAGCAGUACAGAGAACAGCAAAGCAGAGUCCACGGAAGAAAACACCAAAUCCCAUGGUGCAGCGGGGUCAGAACCACCCGAUGACCCACCAAGCAAAAGAGCUAAACUGGCGCCCGGUGUGGCUGACGCCCCGUCAGAGGAAGACGCUGCUGCUGUGGUCAAACUGAAGGAUGGAGAGUCGUGUGUGUGCGUGGUGUGUUUGGGGAUCCUACAGGAACUCUGCGGCACGACCCAGGCCGUAAAGAUAGCGGAGGCGGUGAAGGCAGAAAAGUACGAGUUCGACACCCUGGUGCUGUCUGUCUCUCUGCCUGCUCAGCUGUGUGUCCGCGAGCACUCCUGCUGGCUUCACGUGAAGAAGGAAAUGAGAGAGAAGAGCGUUGCGCUCGACAAGGACGAUGUCGUCCAGGUGAAGGAGGCCUUCAAGUGGAUCAUGCAGGGCCAGGUCGCCAAGGCGCUGGGCGGCGUUGCCGUGGUUACCAGGAGUUUGUUCGAGGUCGGUGUGGAGUUCACUCACCCAGAGACUGACGCUGACUGCCACUUCCUUGCAUCGUCAUGUCCUGACUGCUUCAAACCCACCAAGAACAAACAGUCGGUGUUCACCAGGAUGGCGGUGGUCAAAGCUCUGGAAAAGAUAUCUGACGGCAAAUUUCUGAAACACUACCCGUGUCCACCGGCGCAGCCGACCAGCAGUUGCAGCCCUCGGGACGUCCAGUGUCUCCACGUGUCUGUCUUUGUGGCAGGGAGGUACAACAAGUUCUGCCGCAGUCUGCCUCAGACUCCCUGGGUGAUCGAUGGGGAGAGGAGGAUGGAGUCCUCGGUGGAGGAGCUGAUCGCAGCGCCCGUCCUGUCUUCCUUCAGAGCCGGCGGAUUUAAUUUCUCCUCGUCUGGCAGGGAGGAUGUGGAUGUCCGGACUCUUGGAAACGGUGAGACACACUUUAUUUAUUUAUCUAUUUUCCUAAAGCUGCACUUGCAGAGGAUUUCGUCACCUGAAGUAUUUUUAUUUUCUGUUUUGGUUCAAUUGGCAGGUCGUCCGUUUGCGAUGGAGCUGCUGAAUCCUCACAGAUCCAGACUGAGCAAAGUGGAGAUGAAGCAGCUGCAGGAGACCAUUAACAACUCUUCAGACAAAAUCAGGGUGAGAGACCUGCAGAUUGUUACCAGAGAGGCCAUGAGUCGGAUGAAGGAGGGAGAGGAGGAGAAAACCAAGUCGUACACGGCGCUCGUCUGGACACAGAAACCCAUUCAGAGCGAAGACAUCACCUUCAUCGACGACAUCAAGGAUCUGACUCUGGACCAGAAGACUCCUCUGAGGGUCUUGCACCGGCGGGCGCUGGCCAUUCGUCAGCGAGUCAUCCACAGCAUGAGCACCCGCUUCCUGGACUCGCAUCACUUCUACCUGGGGCUGAAGACACAGGCCGGGACUUACAUCAAAGAGUUUGUCCACGGAGACUUCGGGCGCACCAAACCCAACCUGUGUCAGCUGCUGAAGACGGAUACAGACAUCCUGGAGCUGGACGUGGAGUCUGUGGAUGUCGACUGGCCUCCGUCCAUACCGGAGUGAACUCUGCCGCCGGCCUCGUCCUGUAUCUGAGAGGCCGCGGGUUCGAUCUCGGUGAGACCGAACUGGUUCUGUCAGCAGCCGGGGAUCCUGUGCGGGAGCAUUACACCAAACCAUCGACCAGGAUCAGAGCGAGACUGAAAACGGAACGGUGAAGAGGAAACCACGAACUCCGGUCAGACAGUCCCGCUGGCUGCUCCGCGAAGCCCGGGCGUGUUUAUGUUUUGGUUUCUGGAUCGUGACCCCCCGUCUUCCGUUGUAUCACAGAAAACGGUUAAUAACGCUUUCUAGUGGCCUUGUUCUGUUGUGAUUAGUUUCAGUCACACCCUAGAUUUUUGUUUUUGUUUUGUUGGUAUGGAUGGAAAAAAUGGAAAGACAACUUUUUGUAUUCUUAGAUCUUUACCACCGGUGGUCAAAACCGUCUAGUUUGUCCUGAGGGUGGCACCAGAGGAAAGGUCUUGUUGGGUGAAUCAAAAGGGUUUAUCCUCCGUACGGUGGCCAUUUUAGGACACUUCAGCUUGUCAGGCUCAGUCUAAGCUUCAGCCGUACUUUGAGUUUCAUGUAGCUUCAUUUGCAGCACUGUUCGUUUCUAUUCGCAAACCUUAGGGGGGGGGAAAUCCCAAACAACAUUUUUUAACUGUUAUCCAGCAGCAGGUUGCAUCUUCAAAGGUGUUUUCGUCAUCUCACUGACGUCAGCUGUCUGCUUUAAAUGAUUAAAAUGUUGGCGAAACCAACAUUUUUAUCCGAUAUUUCACAACAUAUUUCUACAACCUACUUCAAGAUAAAAAUGUUUAAAAAAAAAAAAAAGUUUUGAUUUUUUCCCCCAAGGUGUGCACAGGGAUCAAGAUGACAGCUAGCAUGUUUGCAUGCUAACAUUCUGUGUUAAGCAUGAGCCGUGCUAACGUUAGCAUGCUAAAGUCGCAUUACUGUUGCAUGGUGGAAAUUCGACCUUUCAGUUCAAUGUGCUGUUAUCUGUAUUUCCAUGCAACUGACGGAGCAGACUGUCAUCUAACGGAAGCGUCUGCAAAUUAUUUUUCAUAGCAAAAUGAACUGAAACUAAUUAACCUGGACAACGAUAUCACAUUAAAAAAAUCUGAAUCUG
Siniperca chuatsi (mandarin fish) is the source of this 3171-nucleotide messenger RNA. RefSeq names its product pseudouridine synthase 10 (gene pus10). Gene Ontology annotation, molecular function: RNA binding; pseudouridine synthase activity. The record is from RefSeq and is a predicted model, not a curated record. NCBI's taxonomy places the organism in Eukaryota, Metazoa, Chordata, Actinopteri, Centrarchiformes, Sinipercidae. The transcript is spliced from 18 exons. Gene Ontology annotation, biological process: tRNA pseudouridine synthesis. The coding region runs from base 360 to 2072 and encodes 570 amino acids.